CUAAUUCCAUUCACCAGGUCAGUGCAGAUCAGUUGAAUACAUACGCUGUUCAGUGCACGCAAGUUUUCUAGUCGUGCUGAGAAACCACGUGCUUUCUACCUGCCUUGAGUUUGUUUCAAAGUAACAUUCAUGUCCAGCAUGUGUUGCUAAGUCUGACUGCUAGGGUUGCAGCAUCACGUCACUGAAUCUUGAAAUACCAUAAAUUACAUCCAAUUUACUCUUGGCGAAAGGGUCUAGGCUUUUUAAUUUGUAUGACAACAAAGGAUUGUUCCCUACUAUGACGAUCUUCAGGGCUCCUGAUCGCUGACUCCAUUUGUUGCAUUGCUCAUCUUUUCAUUUCCAAAAGGGUCCAUUUCGAUAGCUAUAUGAUAACAUCAAACUAUCCCGCUGCCUUCACUUUUCUAGAUCUCAUCAUUUCUGUCUGGUUAGACCCACAUAAUGUGACAGACAAAUCGGGACCACAAGUCCCUCCUCCAAUACGAAGUUUGCAUCAACGAAUUUCAGUUCCAAUCGAAAUCGCUCCCCUCUCUCUCCCUUUCCCGUGCGAGCCAGACUAUUGUAAACUUGAAACACAAACAGAAAUCGCUGGAGUCACUCAGCAGAUCUGGCGGCAUUUGCAGACAGAGAAGCAGAUUCCGCGAUUCUUUGUUUUACUUAAUUAUAAACUUCAGCAUCCUGUUAAUCUCGAUAUCAAUUUCAGAGCCCACAAGAAUAAUUUUCCCAUUACGCCCGAAUGUUGGGAAGCCACAGCAGCAGAACAGGCAGCUAUGGGCUCACAGGCCUGGGCUUGUCUUCUUCAUCUUCAUUUUGUUUUCCUUCUUCUUUCUCGAACUUACCUGAUAAAGAGAGUUCUUUGGCAAGAGGUGGCUUCAAUGGGCUCGGGAGCAGCGGCAGCGGUGGCACCGGCAGCAUCUUCAGAGACAGUGCAGCUACCGAGUCGGUCAGUCAGCCUGUGAAGCCUGCAGCUGGAAUGGAAAGGCCUGGCGUGGACUGGGAAGCCCAGAGUGGGACACUCUCAGCAGCAUGGCGUGGGUUGGGAAGGCCUGGAACGGCACUCUGGCGGCAGCAUGGAGAAGGAAAAGUUGGACUCUCUUUAAAUUAUCUUUCUUUAAAAUUUCAUUCCAAGUUAAUGUGAAUGGGGUCUAUGCACGGUGGCAGUACACACUUUUCACUGCAUUUUAUG
Messenger RNA from Stegostoma tigrinum, 1183 nucleotides. RefSeq lists its product as uncharacterized. The record is from RefSeq and is a predicted model, not a curated record. The transcript is spliced from 2 exons. NCBI's taxonomy places the organism in Eukaryota, Metazoa, Chordata, Chondrichthyes, Orectolobiformes, Stegostomatidae. The coding region runs from base 366 to 956 and encodes 196 amino acids.